AUGUCCGCAUUGUGGCUGCUUCUAGGCCUCCUAGCCCUGAUGGACUCAUCGGAAAGCAGCAGUUGGGGUUGCUAUGGGAACAUCGGCACCCUGGACACCCCAGGAGCAUCCUGCGGGACUGGAAGACGUUACGGCCUGACCUACUGCGGAGUCCGUGCUUCUGAAAGACUGGCUGAAAUACACCUGCCUCACCUGCUGAGAUACCAGCCCAUCCUGCGGACGAUCGGCCGGAAGUAUUGCGUGGAUCCUGCAGUGAUCGCUGGGAUCCUGUCCAGGGAGUCUCUCCGGGGCAGUGUUCCAAUCAAAGUGGGCGUUCCCAUCAAUGUGGUGCAGGACACAAACGUCUUCACUCCCACAUCCUGGAUCAGCGAGCCCCAGGUUUCCCAGGUGACGAAGGUUCUGACCAAUAGAAUCAAAGAAAUCCAGAGGACAUUUCCAACCUGGACCCCCAGCCAGUACCUGAGAGGUGGGCUCUGUGCCUACAGCGGGGAUGCUGGCCUCGUCAGAAGCAGCCAGGACCUGAGCUGCGACUUCUGCAAUGAUGUCCUUGCACGUGCCAAAUACCUCAAGAGACACGGCUUCUAG
Messenger RNA from Cavia porcellus (domestic guinea pig), 585 nucleotides. RefSeq names its product lysozyme g1 (gene Lyg1). Lineage: Eukaryota; Metazoa; Chordata; Mammalia; Rodentia; Caviidae. Gene Ontology annotation, cellular component: extracellular region. Bases 1 to 585 code for a protein of 194 amino acids. The record is from RefSeq and is a predicted model, not a curated record. Gene Ontology annotation, molecular function: lysozyme activity. Gene Ontology annotation, biological process: defense response to Gram-positive bacterium; peptidoglycan catabolic process. The transcript is spliced from 5 exons.